AUGCACUUCCACAUCUUCGGACAGAGCAUAUCGCAAAGUCUCUCCCCAGUCAUACACAAUACGGCAUUUGCGGCCCUCGGACUCUCCCAUCACUACGACAUCCGAGACUGUGCAAGGCUCAGCGACGUGGAGCACCUAAUCAUCGACAACGAAUUCGGAGGCGCUAGUGUCACCAUGCCGCACAAACUCAGCGUCGGCCACUAUUGCAAUGACACAUCAGAUGCGGCUAUGAAAAUUGGUGCCAUAAACACCCUUGUUGCGCGCAGGGACGACACCGGAGUUCGAACAAUUUAUGGAGAUAACACCGAUUGGACUGGCUUGUACUCCAUUGUCGUUGGAUAUGCGCCGUUCGCAUCCUCGCAAGCACCUGUCGGACUUGUUAUUGGCGCCGGUGGGGCGGCUAGAGCAGCUGUCUACGCUUUGGUCCAGGCGAGGAUGAAACAAAUUUACGUUUGGAACCGAACGGUCGACAAAGCUCGUAAAAUUGCUAUCGAUUUUCGGGAUAUGUGCAGCGUUACGGCUGUAGCGCACCAAUCGGAAAUCAUAGAGGCCCCUGAUAUUAUCAUCGGCACCAUUCCCGGCGAAGUGCUGCCGCGAUCAGCGUUCGUUGACCUAUUUCGAAAGCCGAAAGGGCUGUGCAUUGAGAUGUCGUACAAGCCGCCGAUCACAAAGUUGCUUUCAGUCGCCAGGGCGCACAGUGAAUGGAUGACGGCCGAUGGACUCGAGGUACUCCUGCAACAAGCGUUUGGACAGUCGGAGCUCUGGACAGGCAGGGAUGCGCCGCAGGAUGUUAUGAGAGCCGCAGUGAAGUUUGCCAUUGGAAAUCAGAGUGUAGAGAACACUGGAAAUGCGCGAAUCUAG
This is a messenger RNA of Aspergillus chevalieri, 861 nucleotides long. RefSeq lists its product as uncharacterized. NCBI's taxonomy places the organism in Eukaryota, Fungi, Ascomycota, Eurotiomycetes, Eurotiales, Aspergillaceae. The transcript has a single exon. Gene Ontology annotation, molecular function: shikimate 3-dehydrogenase (NADP+) activity. Gene Ontology annotation, biological process: shikimate metabolic process; chorismate biosynthetic process. Bases 1 to 861 code for a protein of 286 amino acids. The record is from RefSeq and is a predicted model, not a curated record.